GUUAGUGUGCAUGGUGGAUCUUGGAGCGUGCGCGGCAGGCUGCACUCAUGAUGUAGGCCUGCGUGCAUAAUUACAGGAAUGAUAACGAUGCGUACGCGUACGUACGUGUGGUGUUCCCCGCUCACUUGACUUAAAGACCGUGGCCAAGUCAAAUCUGUAACUGCGAAGAGGGAAUCCAUUUUGGAGAUUAUUGUCUGAUGACAGAAGACAUGAUGAAUACAAUAUUUGACAACUCACCGUUCCAUCUUGUACCAUGCUCUCCAUAUAUCGGAACAACGAUCUCAACAAAAUCCCAAGCUGUGAGAGCUGUACCAGACCUUGGGGAAAAUGCAGAUACAAUGGUAGCUGAGAGUCCACGAUCUGCUAUAGGACAAGAUGUUCCCCAGACUCCAGUAAUUCAAAAUGCCAACAGACAAUUACAAAGACAGAAACUGAAGGUCAUGUCACCCCUCGAUGAAUGCAGAGUGGCAACACCAGAGCAAGAGGUACCGAAGACACCUAUCCAAAUAGAUUCUUCAGCUGGGAAGAAAACACCCCUACUCACCCUCAAGUUCAAGAGCAACAGCAAAAUGCCACUACAGAGGAGAGAUGAGGCAAAGGAAAUCAAUCUUUUCCAUGGUGAUGAUAAUGACAUCUUUGACUGAAAUUGAUCUUCAAGUUCCCUUAUUUUUAUAACCUAACACUGUUCGUCAGAUCACCGGAUUACUUUUGUGUGCGUGUCUUGUACGUGUGAAAGCCAUUUCAAAGAGACGAAAAACCUCAUUGUGCAAAGCCUCCAUUGUGCAUUUUAGAAUUUCCAUCAGACAUCCCAGUUACAUGCCUGAUGCAGUUUAUUAUAUAGCUACAUAAAACAAUUAUCCACUCUGUUUAAUGAAGAAUGUGAUAUGGCUGACAAAUCCUGUUUCUUCACAGCAAUCUACCUAUUAAUUUGUAAUUUUGUGACAGUUUUUAGAAUAACUGUUCAGUAGACAAGGGUUGAUAAAUACCAACCUGCACUGCUUAUCAUUAAUAAGUUUAAUACUCAAAAUCAGCAACACUUACAUUCAUCUUGUUGAGGAUGUAGACUCGUUUGCCUCUAUAGUUUAUACUGAUCUUGAAAUUAAUUGAAGCUUUUACUAAGUGAUAGACCGCGAUAGACAAUCGUAAGAGUUUCGGCCACUUUGCCUUGAGCCUCUUGUGAAAUUCGUGGUAGUUCCUCAUAAAACCAGUCUAAUGUAGGCCCCCUAUGAACGGUAGUUUUUAUAUUAUCCACAGAAAGCAAUGAAUAAGAUGUCUUAAAGACUGUCUCAACUUGCUCAGACUUGCUUGUCACUGGUUUGCUACGACCAGAACCCCCUCAACUGGCGAAUAAAGAAGUUGUUGUCACCACCUCUGGUUCACUUCACAGUCACAAUGGUUACUUUUCAAUGUGUCACUACUAGUCCAGUGCUGUCCAAGUGUAAAGGACAGCUCCUUGCACGCAACUUGGACCCACCGUCCUAUCAAAUCAAUGUUGCUGGACAAACGAAACGAAACCUAAGCAGUUCAUUGAUAAGUUUCCAAAACUGAAAGCUCAGUUUCUUCCACCUUGAUCGUUCAGAAUAUAAGAUGGAAAAAGCAUUUAAACGAAUAGUGCUGCAACGGUUAUGAUUUCGAUUCUAUUUAUGUAAUUAUUUUUGAAGGGCGUUGUGUUAAUCAGAGGGCGUAUCGUUUUUAUGUUACCCAUUGUCCAACGCCCUACUUGUUUUUGUUACAAUAAUAAGGGUUCGUAAGUUGGACAGGUUUGACGUCCAGAUUUGAAAUUUACAGAACAGCUACAUUGAUUCGUCCUUUUUCCAAAACGUUGUGACAUUAUUGUGUAAAUUGAAUUGAAGUAUAUUUCUGCACGGAAGUGACUAUUUCAUGAAUACACGAAGGCAAUUAUCGCUGCAGAUUGAGUUUAAAAUAUUGAUUAGAGUGGAUCAUUUUUUUCAUCAAUAAAGCGGCUAAAAAAUUAAA
This is a messenger RNA of Acanthaster planci (crown-of-thorns starfish), 1977 nucleotides long. RefSeq lists its product as uncharacterized. The record is from RefSeq and is a predicted model, not a curated record. NCBI's taxonomy places the organism in Eukaryota, Metazoa, Echinodermata, Asteroidea, Valvatida, Acanthasteridae.